UAACGCACGAAUACACGCUCAAGCUUGAAGUAUAUGUAUUUGUGUUUUACUCUCUGUGUUAUGUGUACGCGAAUAUCGUGAUUUAGCUCUAAGCGUAAACUAGUGUACGAGUGAGUUGACACUAGAUAGUACGCCUCGUCUUUAUUUUUUAUUUUUAUACUUGUUUUAUUUGUAAGAAUGAAUCGUUGACGAACAUCCGAUGUUCGAAACCGUGUGGCGUCGACAGAAUUUUUCAUCUUCAAUAACAGUGUGUGCCCUUUUUUUAAAUACAUAAGUAUAUAUUAAACAUACUAAGAGUAUCCUAACCUGGAUAACUUCUGAAAUUUUAUAUUUUUGUAUCAAAAUAUAACAAAUGUGCCAAUGGUUAAAACCAUCUUAUGAAUUUAAAGAAAUGUUAAGCUGUAACUUGGUAGAUAAUUUGUGAACUUUUAAUAUGGUCUGGCAUCUGGGAAGCUGCAAUGAUUUUUAAACUGUCAGUUGAGUGAAAAAAAAUGUUUUUAUCAGUGACUGAUUAUCAAUAAUUUCUCAUGAAUCUUAAAUGUUUUGGUUAUUCAUCCUCUGUGCUAUGCUAGAUCAGAUAAUAUUUUUUUACUCAUUGUCAAAGUAAUUUUAUAAUGACAAACUAGAGCUUGAUGCGAUGAAAUCAAUUGGAUGAUUGAUACUUCUCACCAGAAUAUGCUGGUGAUGGCCACUGGAACAGAAAAUGCUGGAGCAACUGCUGCAGGUCCAUCUAAAGAUGAAUCUCAUGCCCAAAGGCUGCAAUAUCUACAACAACGAAGAGAUGCUUUGCAGGAAAAGUUGACCCAAAAAAAUAGUGAACUAAAAAAGCUUUGUAUCGAAGAAGCUGAACUGACUGGUGUUUUACCUCCUGAAAUUCCUUUAGAACCUGGUGAGAGUCCACCAACUUUCAGCAAAAGAGUUGGAACUAACAACAUCAAUCAUUCACAAAAACUUAUUAACAAACUCAAAACAGCAGGAGGGCCUGAGGAAUCAAAACUAGAAUUACAAAAACAAAUUCAAAUAGAUAUAGCAGAAUCUGCUCUUGCUGCUUUAAACGACCCAACAGAAACUAAAGUUGCAAGGCGCAAGCAUAGACUCCAAUAUCAGCAAAGCCAAAAGAAAUUACAAGAAAUCAAUGCUCAGCUUAAUUUUGUUAGGCAAAGUCAUGGAGGUAUUUCAAAGUAUGGACAUUCUUCACACUCUUCCCAUUCUAGUUUGCAUGUACAGCCUAUGGCCAAACAUCGAUCCAAGAAACCUCGACCCCCAUUAGAAAGUUCAGAUUCAAGUCCAAAAAUAGAGUCCCAUAGUUUUCUUCAAAAUCCUGGUGUGAGUCUCAGUCCUGUCAGUGGGAGUGAAUGCCAAAGCCCCAACUUCACUUCUUAUGAAUUACAAGAUCUCCAACAAUCUUAUCUUCCUGGUUUAAGUACCUCAAAUCGAGCAACAUAUCAUGCACCUAGUCCAGUUGAAGAGCAAAGACUUAAUAAUCAAAACAACAAUUCUGGAUAUCGAACACGCUCGCUUUCUCAGGCUCGUUUUUACCCUGAACGCCCAUACAGGCAUAUGCCAAAUACAUUUACAGAAGAAGAAAGGCAAAUGCAUUAUAGGCAAUUAAAAAUGAGACGGGAAGCUGAGGAAGUAAUGCGGACUCAACAGAAAUACCAAGAUAGCGAUGGUAAUAAUCGUCGAUCAGCGCAACUCUCGUAUUAUGAAAGUGAUUUUAGUACUAGAAGUUAUGAGAGACAUACUGUGCAUGAUUACCCUUUACCAUAUAAUCAAGGUCAUAAAUCAAAACCAGUGUUACACACUCGCGAUAGCGUGGACAAUUCGACGCCACCAUUGACGUCAUCUUCAAUGGACUCAAAGUCAAAAACUGCAGCAGAAAUGCCUGACGGUUACUGGAUGCGAUUAAACGGCGAACUAGUUUGGUGUUCGUCCGAUGUUAGCGAAAUGAGAAAAAGGCAAUCACCUGUAUCAAAUAGUUCGGCCUUAACAGCCGAUAAUCGCUUUGGUAGUCUAGACCGACGGAAGCAAGCUCUGUCUCAUCAUCAGCACUCUCCUGCUGGUGAUAGUCAGUCUCGCUAUCACACCGUAGCGAUUGGUCCGAAAAAUCCAGUCGCUACUCAUUCUCGGCCAUAUCCAAUACCGCAGCCAAAAGUUCCCACGCCAGACAACAAUCCAAAAACAACGAUACCAUCUGCUAGUCGCAUGUUACUUCGUACCCAGUCAUUAGGUAGCGUUGAAAAUUGGCAGAGCCCACCAAACGGUGUUUCAAAUACUGAGGACGAUAGGGCUACUCCAACAACACCCAGUAGUCCAGCUCCAAAAUUGAAAGAAAAAGAAUGGUACGAAACGUCGCUAGACAGUUCCUCGCCACCGCCACCGCCGUCGCGUGCACCUGCACCUGCGGUACUCAGGCGGCACAAUCCUCCGUUGAAGGAGCGCGCGCCUGUUCGAAGCAAUUCUAUACCGGCCAAUCGUAGGCCCAAGGAGUUGAUACUGGACGAGGCACCCGAACUCCCUCCACAGAGGCCAUUGCCCCCAGUUCCGGUUUCUAGAUAUUCCACAGAAUUCAGAGUUAAAGAAAUACCAGCGGAAUCCAAGCCUUCACCUGGAUCUCAGGAAAAUAACAGUACCAAUAAUGUUGAAACAACGAUGCUAUCGUUAAACUCUCCGACGACUCCGGGUACAAUUGUCCAGCCAGGAAAGUACCAGCCGUACCGCGAAGUUACGAAGCCAUUCGAAAUGUCUGAUUUUUACAAGUAUUCGACGAAAUUUCGCAAACAAACAGCUUCAACGAUUCCAUCAUCGGCGGAGCAACAGCAGCAGUCUCAAUCGCCGCAACCACCUAAAGACCAACCACGGAAUCAUCCCUCAUCGAUACAACGAAACAGUACGUGCCCAUCGUACGUACUGAGAUAAUAACUAUUUUUUAAUAUGUGGAAAAAUCAUUUGAUAUUAUUCAAAUUAUUUUGCUAUUAAGGUAACUUUUACAAUGUAGAAGUGUAUAUUAUAUUGCGUGAAUCAUUCGGUUUCAACGAAAGAACACGAUUUUAUGUAAGAAAUGAAUUUCAGCAUCCAGGCAAAUGUUGUUGUUCAAAAAUUGUACAAAUAAUAAUUACGUUACGUAUUGUUUAGUAAAUGAUAGUAAACGAAUAAGGGAUGCUUAAAAUUUUCGCGUUGAAACCAUUUUACGUUUGACAAUAAAUACGGUUCAGUUGGACAAGCAAACCAAGAAUACUGAUUUUUAAAAAUUAUAAGUGAUAGUCACUGACCAUAAUAAAUCAAAACGAAUGAAACAUUCGUUUCUUAUGUAUAGUGUAGAUUUUACAUUUUGUAACUUUUCCAAUGUAAUUGAUAAACUACAGUCACUGCCACCAUAAUAAAAUAUCGUUUGUAAAUUAUUUUCUAAUUGACAAUUGUGGCCUUAAGUCAUAUCAUUAACGAUAUAAAUAAUUAUAACGUCGAUAUAAUGUAAGUACGAAUUAAAGAUAUAAACGAUAGCAUAAUAAUGAAAGUUUAUAAAACUUUUACGGCACCGUUAAAGGCCAAAGAUUUGUCAAGAAAAUUGCAUGCACUCAUUCAGAAUGAUUGAAAUAUAUUUUAUAUCUGUAAAAUAAAUGAUUUUUUGAAUGGAUAUUCUGAAGUUGCGAUAUGGUAUUAUUUAAUAGUAGGUCUCUAAAUGUAUUUUUCCAUCAUCUUAUAAUAUUCAGUGCCUUACAAGAAGUUGAAAAUUGAAUGUGACAACUGAAAUUCAUUUUGUAUAAUCAAAUCAAAUACUGCUGAACAGUAUUUGAAAAUGAAAAAAAACUACUCAAUUUAUCGUAGAUAAUACAAAUUACUUUAUUUUUUUAAUGACAAAAAAAAAUAUAUGUUAUCGUAAAAAACAGAUCUUAUGCCAAA
Trichogramma pretiosum is the source of this 3900-nucleotide messenger RNA. RefSeq names its product serine/arginine repetitive matrix protein 1 (gene sstn). Gene Ontology annotation, biological process: establishment of epithelial cell polarity. The transcript has 7 exons. Bases 652 to 2919 code for a protein of 755 amino acids. Lineage: Eukaryota; Metazoa; Arthropoda; Insecta; Hymenoptera; Trichogrammatidae. The record is from RefSeq and is a predicted model, not a curated record.